Messenger RNA from Oikopleura dioica, 2355 nucleotides. The record is from the annotation of a GenBank genome assembly. Lineage: Eukaryota; Metazoa; Chordata; Appendicularia; Copelata; Oikopleuridae.
AUGUCUAAACUGCCACAAAUAAUGACUGUGAAGAUUUUCUUCGGAUCGCAAACGGGCAAUACUCAAGAACUUGCGGAGAGAAUAUAUUUCUAUCUGACAAAACAUGCUGUUCAAUCGUCUCUUGACGAGAUCGAAAAAAUUGACUUGAACGAUGAAAGCGCGCAGCUUUUCGUUAUCUGCAUCUCUACCACUGGCGUUGGGGACCCGCCUGCGGAUUCGAAAAGCUUUUGGAGGAUGAUCAUGAAGAAAGACUUCGAAAUCCGCCAAAGCCCACAAGUAAAAGCAAUUGUCUUCGCGAUGGCUGAGGGCACUGACGAUCGAUGGGAUUACGCGAAUCGGCCAAGAAGAACUAUCGCCGAGGCACUUCAAGAUUUCCCAAAGAGCGUUAAAGACCUGCCAGUAGAAGCUUUGCUCGACAUAUUUCCUCUCAUCCGCCCGCGGCCCUACUCCAUAUGCUGCUACGGAGAAGGAUAUGUAGAGAUUUUAUGUGCAGUGGUUAAUUAUAAAUCGAGAAUGGCAACCCCCCGAGUGGGCCUUUGCUCCGCAUUCGUCAAGAAACUUGAAGAAGGUGAUGAAGUUGAGCUAUCAAUUUCGUCUGGGACGUUCCAACUGGUUAACAAGGCGGAUUACAUAAUGGUGGGUCCUGGCACUGGUAUCGCCCCGUUCCGAUCGAUUUAUCAAAAGAGAAUUGCGUCGAAACGCUCGCUGCUCUUCUUUGGCUGUCGAGGAAAAGACAAAGAUCUGUACUUUGAAGAUGAUUUUGAGGAAGUGACGCGACUAAACGCAUUUUCAAGAGACAAGAACGAGAAAAAGAAAUAUGUCCAAGAGGUCAUUGAAGAAAAUGCGCAACAAGUAUUCGAAAAGAUUAUGAGCGGUUGCAUCAUUUUAAUUGCUGGAAAAUCAAAAGAUAUGCCAGAUGGUGUGAAGAACGCAAUAAAAAUGGUGAUAGCGAAAAGUGCGAACAUGACGGGCGAACAAGCGAACUUAUUCUUGAACAUGCUGCAAGACCAAGGAAUGGCUUUUAUUAUGUCCGAAAUUUGUAGAGAGUGGAAUAAUAGAGAGCCACGAAAAAGGACGAUUACAAUUGGAGUGCUGAUGGAUGUUCGGAUUCGGACAGUCACCUUCAAUGUCGCGGAUGAAAACCCACCAUCCGACGUUCCAGCGGCACUGUUCGGAAAGAAUUCUGAAGAAGAUUCUCCAGAUAUUUUCAUUCUAGCCAUGCAAGAAGUCAAUUUAGGACUGCAAGUUGGAGCUCUUUUAUUUUGGGAUACUUGGACUGAAGCGAUGUCCGAGCAUCUGACGAAAAAGGGUUACUACAGAAUUGAAAGCAUACGAAUGCAGGGGAUUGUUUUAUCAGUCUUCGGUAAGCGAAGCCUGUUGCCUCAAUUUCGCGAUGUCCGGUGCGACUGGAUCGGGACAGGCCAACUUGGAUUCUGGGGAAACAAGGGAGCAGUUGCAAUCCGAUUGAAACUAUUCGGAAAGACAUUCGCUCUAAUUAACUCGCACUUGCCUCACGGGACCGAGAAGAGCCAGUACAACCAGCGGCUUGUGUCGAUUGAAAAGAUUUUUAAUCUAAUCAAGUUCGCAGAUUUGGCAGUUUCGAUAUUUGAUCAUGAUGUUGUCUUGUUUCAAGGAGACCUGAACUUCAGGAUAUCAAGUAUCUCACGUGACCAGGUUCUCCAGCAUUUGGAAUCGAAAGAAAAAGAUAAGUGUCUGAAAGAAGACGAGCUAAAUAAUCUGCUGGAGUCGCAUCCAAUAAUCGCCAAGUUCACCGAAAAUGAUAUUGUCUUCAAUCCAACUUAUAAAUACGACAAGCAAAGUCGUAACUACGAUUCUUCAGCGAAAAAAAGGAAGCCAGCGUGGACGGAUCGCAUUCUGUACAAAUCGAAUGGAAUCAGAUGCCAUUCUUAUGAUGAGAUCUACGAAGUGCUCGUUUCAGAUCAUCGGCCAGUCUACGCAGAUUUUUCUGUAAAAAUUUCUUCAAGAGAUGUUCCACCACUUGCUACUAUUACUGGGAAGUUCGAUCCAGCAGAAAACGACGAUUUACGAAUUCAAGUGUCGAUAAAUAAAUCAGCUUUUGUCAAAAACCAAGAUUGGAUCGGAAUCUAUCGCCCUCACUUUAAGGAUUAUCGUGAUUGGGUCACAUUCCAAUGGACUGCUUUUGGAAAAGAGUCCGAAAACAGCUCAAGCGAAAAGAUCGACUUGGAGAUCUCCGUCUCCGACAUUCUGGUUGGUGGACAAUUCAUCGCCGGCUACUUUUCUUCCGUCAACCAAAAUCUUGUUGCUCUAUCCGAGCCCUUCCACGUGACGUCAAGGAACCCCGGGCCGACAAUAUCAAAUGCACAGCAAAACUGA